This is a messenger RNA of Suillus subalutaceus, 1501 nucleotides long. RefSeq names its product aspartic peptidase domain-containing protein. The transcript is spliced from 9 exons. The record is from RefSeq and is a predicted model, not a curated record. Gene Ontology annotation, biological process: proteolysis. Gene Ontology annotation, molecular function: aspartic-type endopeptidase activity. Lineage: Eukaryota; Fungi; Basidiomycota; Agaricomycetes; Boletales; Suillaceae. Bases 1 to 1401 code for a protein of 466 amino acids.
AUGUUUGCUUCAGCUAGCCUCACGACCCUUUUGUUCCUUCUGCUAUCCCAGGAUGCAUCGGGAACACCAACAACAUCAACGGCUGUCGUUGGGCGGAGCAUGCCUAUCCGCAGGCUUAACCCUUCUUCACAGAACCUCACACUGGUGGCUCAGCAAGCAAAAGACCAAAGAGAUGUGCUUGUUGUGAAGUACGGUGGCCAGUCGCUUCAGCAGAGGGGUACUGGGUAUAACCUGUAUGUAAAGUCUUUCAUGUCCCAAGUCUACUAUGGAAGCAUAGCAAUUGGGACGCCGCCAGUGUCCUAUGAUGUGAUUCUUGACACCGGUUCAUCCGAUCUCUGGCUGACUGGUUCUGCUUGCGGAUGCGGAGCCAGCCCUACAUACGAUCCUGCGAAAUCGUCCACUUUCCAGAAUCUCUCGACACCGUUUGAGAAAUAUGGCUCUGCUGCAUUGGCUGGUUAUGUUGCUGAGGAGACUGUUCAGAUGGCUGGUUUUUCGGUGGCAAAACAAGGCUUUGGCGUUGUCAUUGCUCCUUCGUCGGCCUUCACCACGAACCCUGUAUCAGGAGUAAUGGGUCUUGCCUGGAGUACGCUUUCUUCCACGAAACAGACGCCCUUCUGGCAAACUCUGGCUAGCGGUGGAAGUUGGGAUUCUGCGUUAUUCGGGGUGCAGCUUACACGCUAUGACAAUGUGUAUAAUGUAACUCAAAGCGAGCCAGGAGGAGUUAUUGACAUGGGUUACACCAACAGCAGUCUCUACACGGGAUCAAUUGAAUACCAUAACCUUGUUGGAACACCGCAAUACUGGGAGAUUAACAUGAACACAUUGACUGUACAGGGAAAGUCCAUCGAUAUCGCAGGGAUCUCAACUGCUAUCAUCGACACCGGAACCAUAAACAUUGCAGGCCCCGCCAGUGCUAUUGCGAGCAUCUACGCACAGAUCCCUGGAUCACAAGCAGGAACGGGCCAAUUCGAAGGAUAUUACGCUUUUCCCUGCAGCACGACGGUGAUUGUACAGUUUAACUUUGGUGGUAACAAUUGGUCAAUGAGCCCCGUGGACUUCACGCUCUUCGAGGUCAGCACCACGGAGUGCCUUGGGGCUUUCUUCGUAUCCUCAAUCGGCCAAGGGGGUCCUUCAUGGAUUAUUGGCCACGUAUUCCUUAAAAACGUUUACUCUGUCUUCAAGUACAGCCCCGCCUCAGUUGGUUUUGCUGCGCUGUCAGAGACUGCUAUCGCUCAGGAUGGUAUCAAAGGUGCUGUACCAUCCCCGACAAUCGGCGCUGUGACGUUUGCCACAAACACUGGUGCUGUAUCAAGUGAUGUGUCAGGUGGCGUGCCAAGUAGUCCUUUGAGUAUAUUGCUCUGUUUCUGGCUGGCUUCUGCAUCGAUAGCUAUUUUGUUCUGACGAUUUUGUUGAUACGAACAUCUAACAUAAUUACAGGCUGUGUUAAUACGGACAUUUCACAUGAUUAUCCAUUCGUUGCAAGAGAACUUAUGCUGGAGUC